Messenger RNA from Plasmodium knowlesi strain H, 939 nucleotides. Its product is annotated as conserved Plasmodium protein, unknown function. The record is from RefSeq and is a predicted model, not a curated record. The coding region runs from base 1 to 939 and encodes 312 amino acids. The transcript has a single exon. Lineage: Eukaryota; Apicomplexa; Aconoidasida; Haemosporida; Plasmodiidae.
AUGAGCAGCGGAGAUGUAAACAAAUUAAUUAGCCAAGACAUUCAGUGCGAAGAUACCUACAAGGAAGACAAAAUAAAAAUUGCCAACAGACUGGUUAAAAACUUUUCCCUCCUGAAAGAACUAAAUUUGUUGAGUACCAUAAAAAAUGAACACAAAGGAAGAAAACUCACGAAUGAUUACAAGCAGGAAAUAACAUAUGACAGUGAAAAUAUAAUUUAUGCAAAUAAAUAUAUCCUGAACUUUUUGCAGUUAAAAGAGCAAAAAAGAAAAAAAGCAAAAGAAGAAGAAAAGAGAAAAACAAAAUUCAAUACAAAAUUUUCCUCGCCAAAUUUUUUAAGUGAAAAUGAUAUAACUCAUAUUAAUGAAAUAUUGUAUAAAAAUAAUUUGUCUCUUUCUACAUACACAGAAAAUAUUAUGACAUAUGAUAAGCACAAUAAUUUCAACAUUUUUAACAACCAAGUCUUGGUAAAGCAUGUCCAUGUCCCACCCUAUGAUCUGGUGAACCACUCUGCCCACUCAGAAAAGAAAACCUUGCAAAUGCUAACUUCGUUAAUUGAGAGUUAUAAUGACACUUUAAGUUUAAUUCAGCUCCAACAAAGUGUUAUAAAUGACUUGUUCUUUUACACACACAAUUUGUUGAAGAACAAGCAGAGACUCACUAGAAAAAAUGAACGUUUCGUUAAGGCCCACUCGGUUAAUGUAUGCGCGAAAGGGGAGCCACAGAAGGGGGCCUCAACAGAUUUAAGACCACUACUCUGUAGCAGCGGAGAAUCAGGGUAUACACAACCAGUGCAUUCCAGUAACCAAGGAAACCUCCCGUCUAUGUACAAAACGCAAAUUGAUUUAUAUAGAAGGCAUAUCAACCACCUGUAUCACGAAAAUGACCACUUGAAAGAACACUUGAACAAGUACCAGGUGAAACCAAAUACUAACAACUAA